This is a messenger RNA of Rotaria sp. Silwood2, 429 nucleotides long. Lineage: Eukaryota; Metazoa; Rotifera; Eurotatoria; Philodinida; Philodinidae. The record is from the annotation of a GenBank genome assembly.
AUGACAAGUACUUGUAUUAUUACAAGUUGGUGUUCACAAAUAGCUGUUUUUUCCAUUGGUAAAUUUGAUUCUGUUUUAUAUCGCAUAAAAAUUAUCAAAGUAUUAGGUUUAGCUUUCUUUAGUUUAAAAAUUUCCGCAUUAUGUAUUUGUGAAACAUUGGCAUUAGUAUUAACAGCUACUAUUUGUUUAACAUGUCUUAUUAUUGCACUACCUGGACCUGAAAUGUCAAGAUAUACACGAAUAUUUGAUAUAUUUAUUGGAAAAACAUCUGAUGAUGAUAAAGUUGAAACAUUCAUCAGUGAUGACUUUUUAAUUUCAGAUUCUUGUUCAGUUAUGUAUCGUAGUCUUAUUUAUCAACAACAAAUAACCAGAUUAAAUCCUUCGAUUUCAUCUAUAUUAUCAACAGUUGAAUCUAAAGUUUAUUCUUAA